This is a messenger RNA of Parasteatoda tepidariorum (common house spider), 12668 nucleotides long. It is a transcript of the gene mei-P26, whose product is annotated as E3 ubiquitin-protein ligase meiotic P26. Gene Ontology annotation, molecular function: protein binding; ubiquitin protein ligase activity; zinc ion binding. The record is from RefSeq and is a predicted model, not a curated record. Gene Ontology annotation, cellular component: nucleoplasm. NCBI's taxonomy places the organism in Eukaryota, Metazoa, Arthropoda, Arachnida, Araneae, Theridiidae.
AUAUUGCUAAUUAAAAUUUAACGGUUACAGCAUUUUAUAUGUUUAUGUACGGGGUUUAAUAAGUAAUUAAGGGAAAAAUUAAUUUCGUUUAUUAGAAAUUAUAUUGUUAUUUAUUAUAUGAUGUAUUUAUAAUCUUUGUGUAUACUGCAUAUGAAAGGUUCUCUUAUAAUCAUUGCGACCGCAGCAGUUUAAAAUGGAAUCUCCUGACAUAUCUUUGUCACAAAGUGAGGAGGAUACAACUGAUAGUUGCCACAUGUGUAAAGGUAAAUUUGAACAACCUAGAGUUUUAUCAUGUCUUCAUGUUUUUUGUGAAGAAUGUUUAAAGGAAAAGAUUGCUGAAAACGGAUAUGUACAAAAUUUGAUUGAAUGUCCAGAUUGUGGACAAGAAACUAAGCUCUCUUCAAAGGGAGUCUCUGCUCUGCCAUUAGACUACAUUGAAUGUAAUCGUCUGGAUUUGAGAGCUUUGGAGAAAACACAAAUUAUAUGCACAAGCUGCAAAGCUAAAGAAACUGCUGUUGCUCGUUGUACUGAGUGUGCAACAUUUUUGUGCCCUAAUUGUGUCACUGCUCAUCAGUUUAUGAGAUGCUUUGAGAGUCAUACUGUACUCUCUUUUGAUGAGCUGAAGAAAAAUGAUGGCUUUACUACCAUUCACAAGCCAGUUUCGUGUCCUUCACAUCCUGAAGAAAUCAUGAAAUACUAUUGCCACACUUGUCAUGUGCCUAUUUGCAAUGAAUGCAUGAUUAUUGAGCAUAAACAGCCAGAACAUUGUUAUGAAAAAGCUACUGAAGCUGAGAAAAAACAAAGAGAUGAAAUAAAAUGUCUUAUUACUGAAAGCAAAACUAAAGUGGAAUUUUGUGACAAAGCUACUUCUGUCUUGGAUACACACUUGUCAGAGCUUCAGAUGCAACGAGAUAGUGCAAAAUCUCAUAUUGAGGAAACAUUCCAAAGUUACAAAGCUGUGCUUGAGAAGAGGCAGGAACUCGUCCUCAAAGAGUUAGAAUCUGUACACUCUUCUCUUGAACUUCAGAUCAUGGAUACUUACAAUAAUGUGGAGAAAACCAUAGAGAAAAUCGAUGAUGCCUGCAAAUUCGCUGAUCGACUAUUGAGCUGUGGAAAUACUAUGGAGAUCCUCAGUUUAAUUCAUGUUGUAAGCGCUCGAUUACUCUCUUUGAUUAACAACACUCCAAAACUAGAUGUUUCAGUUGGUAUGACCUUUGAAACUGAUGAGAAAAAAUUUGAAGAAGCUGUUAAGGAGACAUUUGGAUUUGUGAAAAAGCCUGAGCCGCCUGCUAAGAAGGAAGAUUCUCCAGUUUCUCAAAUGUCUCAAAAAACAUCUCCGGUGCAUUCCACUUCUUCGUUUGAAAGUGAAGUUUUCAAUAUCUCUACUGGUGACAUAACACCUCAGAAUAUGCUGCCUGAAUUAGACGUUGACUUAGCACAUAAUUUUGUAGCACAGUAUAAUUUAGCUCAACUUGCAGAUAUGGCAGAAAGAACCAUAUCUCAGACUUCUUCAAAUGCUGCUAGUCCACCUCUUAAUUUGGCUCAUCUCUUGGGUCCAAAUGAACCAGAUGUUACUGCCCAAUUCAAUGCUUUGAACAAUUUAACUGCACUUGCUAAGAUGGGAUCUAUAAGUAUCAGUAAUGGAACAUCCACUCUUAAUAGCCAGGUUGUAAGCCUUCACUCUGCUCCUUUGCCUCACUCUCCUCCAGGGAGUUCUGUUAUUAGAGGGAUGAAUACACCAUCUCCUAUUGAUGGCUUAGAGAGCCUUCUUAGUAAUAAUAGCAUUGUUAGUGCCAAUUCAAGAGUCAAUAGUCCUUUAGAUGCACCUGUUUUGAAUGGUGAAUCGUUGCUUGCCAUUGCCAACAGUACUCCAAUUUUGUCACAUUCUGCAAUAUCGCCUAUUGGAGCUCAACCCUUUAAUCCAGCUCCAAGAAGCUCAUCAGUUAAGUUGCGAACUAUGCAAAUAAGGUGCAAAUUUGGUCAGCUUGGCCCUGGAAAAAGUCAAUUUAGUUCACCUCACGGAUUUUGUCUUGGUAUGGACGAAGAAAUUAUUGUGGCUGAUACCAAUAAUCACCGUAUUCAAGUGUUUGAAAAAACUGGAGACUUCAAGUAUCAGUUUGGGGUUGCCGGUAAAGAGGAAGGUCAAUUAUGGUAUCCCAGAAAAGUUGCUGUUAUACGAAGUUCAGGUAAGUUUGUAAUUUGUGACAGAGGAAGUGAGAGAAGCCGAAUGCAAAUUUUUACAAAAACUGGCCACUUUUUGAAGAAGAUAGCUAUACGUUACAUUGAUAUAGUAGCUGGAUUGGCCAUAACAUCUGAAGGAAGAAUAGUGGCUGUUGAUAGUGUGGCUCCUACUGUUUUCAUAAUAUCGGAGACUGGAGAUCUUUUGCACUGGUUUGAUUGCAGCGAAUAUAUGAGAGAACCAUCUGAUAUUGCAGUAUCUGAUAAGGAGUUUUACAUUUGUGAUUUUAAAGGUCAUUGUGUGAUUGUAUUUUCAGAAGAAGGGAAGUUCUUGCGAAAAAUUGGUUCUGAGAAUGUAACCAAUUUCCCUAAUGGCAUUGAUAUUAGCGAUUCUGGCGAUGUCUUGGUUGGCGAUAGCCAUGGGAAUCGCUUCCACAUUGUCGUAUUUUCGAGGCAAGGAGAUACUCUGUUGUCAGAAUUUGAGUGUCCAUAUGUUAAAGUUAGCCGAUGCUGUGGUCUUAAAAUCACAUCAGAAGGUUAUGUGGUUACUUUGGCCAAAAAUAACCAUCAUGUUUUAGUUUUAAAUACUUUAUACAUUAUGUAAUAUUGUGGCCUCUUUCAUAGACUACCUUCACCUUUUUGCUUAGGUAGCAUACUUGCAAAGAGCAUUUAGACUCUUGUUUAUUUUUGAAGCCAAUAUGUAGUUAUUGGCUUAGAGUUUUUAAAGGUCAUAUCUGUAAAAGUGCCAACUACAAGAUAAAAUUUAGGUCAAAAGUUUGCUACGCUAUAGUUGAUCUCAUACAAUGUGUAGUAUAGCAUUUUGUGGCUAAUUCUGUUUAGGAGUUAUCCAUAGCAGCUACAUGUAAUAAAUAAAAGGUCUAAGUUGCCUUUUAUACCAGUCAAUUAAAAUCCUUAUCUAAGAUAAAGUACAUACAAAAUGUAGUUCAUUUAUGUAGUUUUGCUGUAUAUUUCGUCGUAGCUGUGUAAGUAAGUUGAGAGAAUUAUAUUUACACAUAUGUGAAGUAGCCUGUGAUAUAUAUCUAUAUAUAUACAUACUAUACAUAUAUAACACUAAAAUUUACAACUGAUUGCUCACAAUACUCAUUAAAUUCAAUUUAACCAUUUUUUGAGAUUGUUGUUUAAAGAUUUAAAGUUAUUUUGUAAAAUGACAAUCUUAGCAUUUUGUCCUCUAUGUUUAUAUAUCUACUUAGUGUUCAUGACUAUAAAUAUUAUGUACUUAAAUCGAAAAACUUUUGAUCCUUUUUUGUUUAAAGAUUUCAGUUAUAUCUUUUGUUGGUUUAUCUAUAUAAGAAUAUUAAUCUUUAUAAAAUGUAAAAAAAAAAAAAGUUUUGAGUUUGUGUAUUUGUUUAUUGAGUAAUAUGCUAUUAAUGAUAAAGUUAAAAUUAUUAGUUAAAUGUUAAAUCGUAUCUUGUAAUGUUUUUUCCCCUUCUCUUUGUUUGUAUUAUUAUCCUAGUCUUUGUGUGGAAUGUUUGAUUCUGUGGCUAGUGGUCUAUUUUGUUUACUGAUACAAUGCCACUUCACUGGGUUGUAAAAUAGCUGCAUUUUUUAGGUUUCAAUCCCUAUCAGGUAACAACGUAACUGAUGUUAAUAGGAAUGAUCUGGUAUUUUGGUAUACUUUGUUUGACCCUCAAUGACCUAGCUUUAGAUAUAAUACUCCUUUAUUAGACAUAUUUGCAUGUUUGAGGGGAUUUAAGUGCUUUAUUUGAACAAACUGUUAUGCACAAUUUGUUUAAUGAUCAUGCUAAGGUGCGUUAUCUUAGGCUUUGACCUUCUUACCAUUAAUUAGUUUGGACCUGCCUGGCAGGAAAGAAAAUGCUCGAGUUACCUUUUAUUAUUGUGUGAAUAUAUUGUAUUUUUUAUGUUAUUUUGAAAAUCAUUUUUCACACCAAACUUGGUUUAUACUUGUUACUUUUUUUUUCUUAAUUUUUUUUCUUUGAGUGACCAGGUUUGUGUCUCAUCAAAUUUUUAAGCUGUUUUUAUGCUGUGUAUGUCUUUUUAUCUUUUAUUAAGUAUGAAUAAAAUAACUUUCAUGCUAUAUUUAUACAUAAAACUGUUUAAAUUUCUAGAUUUAAGUCUUGUUUUGUUGACUUAAUUAAAAAAAAAAUAUUAUCCUUGGCUAGAGUUAUGCUUUAUAAUUUUUGCCCAUAAGACAUUCCAAUAUAAUGUUUUGUUUCAUAGCUUAUAGUACUUGCUAGUCUAGUCACAUAGCUGUAAAGAAAUAAUUUAGAGCAUAUGUAUAAUUUAGCUUGCUUCUUUUUUUUCUUCCAUUUUUCAAGUUCUCGGAAUUGUUCAUUUGAAGCUAUGUGAUGUUUUUACUUUAUAUCUGACUGUUCAUGAAAUUAACCUAUGUGUGAAUAGAUAAUUGAAACCUUUCUAUAGUCUUUAUACCUCAAACUAUUAAGAAAUCAAUUUCAAUUUUUAUAUUCAUAUAUAUAUAUGUUUACUAAUGUUUAAUACAUAAUUAUUUUAUGUUAUAAUUUAAGUGUUCAACAUCGUUUUAAAGUAUAGUUUUUUUUUAUUGAAUGUGAUAUUAUAUCCUAGGAUAUCUUUUUUUUCUCCCCAACUUACUUCAAGCUUUCUGACUUUAUUUAGAUUGUGAAUAUUCGGAGCUUAAAUUAAUACAAAAUUCUGCAACAACUUAAUUUAUAUUUAAUUUAGUAUUUUUUCAGUUUCAAAUCUUUGUUUUAUUAUUUAUAAGUGUAAUAUUUUUUCCAAAAGAGAAAAAAAAAAGAAACUCUCAUGAGUGUAUGAGUAACUCUAUUUAUAUUUACUAUUUUGACUCUUUGCAGUUUAUAAUUUGUGAUCUUCAGUUUUCCUAUAUACUUAUAUAUUGCUUUGUUCACGAAAUUAAAAUAUAUUUCAGUAUGCAUUAUACAGAAUUUGUGUUUGCCUAUAUGGAUUUCAAAGCUUUGAAAGUAAAAUUAUUCGUUAUUUACAUUUUAAAAGUUUUUUUCUUUUUUGUUAAAUGUUUUUGUAUGAUAUAUAUAUUGUAGUUAUAUCUAUUUUUAAAACUGCUUUAUCAACAAUUUUUCUUGGUUUUAUAAGUAUAUAUAUAUAUGUGUGUGUAAUUAUUUAGUUUUAAACUUUAGGACCUGGUCACGAAUUGACUCACAUUUUUAAUCUUGUGCAUAUUCAACAAAAUUAUUAACUUUUCAUAAAUAUUUUAGUUAAGAAGUCCCUUUAGAUAGUUAAACUAACAUGCAUCGAAUUGUACAACUUACUCAAUAAAUUUCUUCUUAGUAAUCAAAUCAUUAAAAAAAAAGAACACUAGCUUAUAUAUUGAAAAAACCUUGUAAUCUUGACAUUGUCAUUGCGACAAUAUUUCUUAAAUUUUGCAAGGAAAAAAAGCAUUAGAAUAAUAUGCUGACCUUGAUUUAUUGUUUCGAGUUAUACUAAUUGGAAUAAUUUUAUUUCUAAUUGCCUAGAAUUUGUUAACCUUAUCGUAAUUAAGUUUUUGUAGUGUGAAAUAGCAUUAUUAUUAAUCAAAGUUGUAAUUAAUUAUCAAUAAACAAUCUUAAUGUACUUACAAAGUAAUUGGAAGAUCAUAUUUUUAGAAUUGAAUGUUCUAUAUUUGUUUGUGAAGUACUUUAAGAACUAUGAAUUAUUUAGCGAAAUCACUUUUAAUGUUUAGGACAUGUAACUUAGUAUAUGAUAUUAUUAGCAGUUAAAUAGUUAUAGUUGUUGAUAAUCUGUAUAAAUGUACUAAACAUAUAAUUUACUAUAUUAAUGUGAUACUUUACUAGCUAAUGAGCUGAUCAUACAAUAUUUCGGUAAAUAUAUUAAGAUCAAUUAUAGUUUGUAAAACUUUUUAUUCAUUUAGAUAAUACGAAAUUAUUUGUUAGUUUAACCUAUAAGAUAAUUGUUAAAGUUUAGAGUAUAGUUAUUAUACAGUACCAAAUAUUAAUGAAUAUUCUAGUGUAAUUAAUAUUAGACUUUUAUAAUUAUUUCACUUUCUUAUAGUAAAGAAGUGCAUUGUAGGCAUUUAAUUUUAAAAAAAAGAAAGAAAAACACUACACUAAAUUUAAUAUUUAGAAAAUUUAUUUACACAGCACAUAAAGGAUUGUCAAUAAUAUUGGAAUUUUGGCUAAAUGCAAUUUUAUAAGUUUAAUUUGAUUAAUUUUAUGUAUAAACUUCAUUGAGUACAUACUAUAUUUAAAUUAUAUGUGUUAUGAUAAUAUCUUCUAAAUUUUUUACUAUGCUAUUUUUCAGGUUAAACAUAUUCUGAUGAUUUAACUAAAUAACUCAGAGUAUAUUUAAUCUAAAAAUAAUAACCUUUAGUAUUAACUUAUUUUUUAAAAUUCUUAUUGGUGAAAUAGUUUGAUUUUGGAAAGAAAUUUAAUUUUACGUGCAUAUAUAAUCUUAUUGCAUUAGCCUGUUUCUCUACAUUUUAUUAACUAUCAUGAAGUAUUUUGCUAAUAAUAUUAAAGAUAUUUCAUUAAUUUGAUAUCUAUUAUUUAUCUCGAUCUGUGUUGUCUUAGCUGGUAAUGUAUGAUCACUUAAUUUAUGAUGGUCUCCAUUUUUAAGACACCAUGCCUUAGUCGAAAACUGAAGUUUAUUUAGUCAAGCUGGUUAAAUUUUUGAACUGGUUUGAAUGAAUAAAAAUAAAAAAUGACCUUGUAGUUUUAAUCCUGAAUAAUGAUUAGAAAAGAAACUUAAUUUUUUAUAAACUUAUUUUUUCUUUUUCUUUUUUAAAAUAUUUAGCUUAACCAUGCAUACAAUAUACACUAUUAUUUUCUGAUAAUUGUAAUAUUUGUUAUGAAAUAUUUAAUCUUGAUAAAAUAAUGAUUUAGGCACUAUAGUAGCUACAAUCAUACAAAAAUAACUUUCCUAGCUGCAAAGACACAGCAGCUGGUUGAUUCACUAUUACACAAUGUUUAAAAAAAAAAAUUUGUGAACGUUAGUAUUUUGAAUAGUGUUUAAUAAAUACCCCAUAUUUAAGUAAAAUCUUAAAAAUCUAAUGUCGAUUGCUGGGUUUUCAGCAAAAGGUUAUUUUAUUGUAGUGUUGUUUGUAACAUUUAUUGACUGCAAAUGCUUGUUGAUAUUUAUAAAUUUUGAUACUUUGAUAUUUAUUGUUUCUGUUUAUUUACUGUUUACAUAUAUGAAAAUGUUGAACAGUGUUUAAAAAAAAGCAAAAACAGUUUAACUUAAAUUUGUUUUAUAAUUUACAUGAAAGAAAAUCAUUUUGUUUAAAUUAUUUUUCUGUAAUUGUAAGUUUUGUUUGAAAUUAAAUUGCAUUUUUUUUAAAAUUAAGAAAUUAUGAAGGUAGUUUUUUAUUUACCUAUUAUAUACAAUAAUAUUUGCUAUUUAUAGUUACCUUACAAUUUGUUAAAAUAUAUAUCAGUUAGUAUUUUUAUUUAUUUGUUAGAUUACCUGCAAUACUAAUUUUUCUCUUUAUGAACAAAUUUUUUUGUUGUAACUUAAUUUAAAGUACUGUUGUGAUUGUUAAUUAUAGCUCCUCCCCAUUUAUAUUUAGACUUUUAAUAAUAAUUUUUCUCAGAUAGAUUUAUUUAAUUUAUAAGACAAAUGAAUAAAUUAACUAAAUGCACAAAACUCAAGCAUUUGGUAUAUAAUUUAUACAAAUGUUUUGUUUCUUUCUAUACUUAUUUGUAAAAUACUCAUUUGAAACUUAAUUGCCUUCUUACAGUAUAUUUUUUAUAAACCUUUUUUGCUCUAGUCCAAAGCAAACUUUUUAAAAUUUUUAUUUUAUUUACUUUCUUAAAUAGUUUUAUGAGAAAUAAACUAUACAUUUAGCUUAUUUUUCAUAGUUAUCAUAUAAAGUAUUAUUGUAACUUCGAUUUAUUAACAUCUUGUUCAACAGCAAUAUUAUUUAUGUUACCUUUUAAGGAAAGAAAAUACAUAAUUUUUUUUUAUAUAUACAGAUAUCGUGUAUUAAAAAUUUAUCUUGUAUUAAAUGUUUCCUAUUUUGAUAAAUAAACAUUAUGUCAUUGAAAAUUUAUAUCUACCAAGUACCUUGUUAACUGUUCAAAUUCCUUAGAGACAUUUAUGUACUAUAAUAUUUUUAAAUGAUUCUUAUAUGCAGUAUUUACUACCUCUUGUUAAAAUUAACGAUUAUAUUAUAACUAGUUUACAUUCUGUCAAAACUGAAUUCAGUUUUUCUGCUGACUGUAUGAACAUUGAAAUAUUUUUUAAAAGGUCAUCAAUAAUUAUCUGCAUAAUUUAAUAUUAUUUUUAAUGUUGCUUAGUUACAUUAAAUUAUACUGUAUUACUAUAUAUUAGUGCAUUUAGAGCACACUCAUAGUUGCACUAAAUUUUAAAAGCAGUUGCACAAUUUGAUAUGUCUUAAAAGUAGCUACAAAAGUUGAGAAUACACUCUUUUAUGUGGGAGUGCAAGAUAAUAAGAACUCCUCAGUAUAAAGCUUUUUUUUUUUGUAUAAUGGUAUUUUUUGUUUAGUCACUGAAGAUGGAGUGGCAUUUAACUUGAUCUAUAUCUCAAAUAAUAUAAUGGGUUUUGAAUGAACCCGUGAGCCUUUAAAAAUUAGCCCCAAAUUCGUCUCUAGGGGGAGAUGCAAUUUCCUCAUAUGCAGUGCAACUAAAAGAUGUUGUAUUGAUAUUUUUUCCAAAUGAGCCAUUAAGCCAUAAAGAAUUUUUAGGUUUGUCCUUAAAAUAUGUUUGUUUAAUAAAAUAAAAUUCAUUCAAAUUAAAUCCCAUUAUAACCAUUUAUUAAUUCUAGUGUGUGUGGAAUUUUAAAAAACCUUGACCCCACAAAAUCCUUUGUUGAAUAAAGGUAUGCUGUAGACAAUUGAAGGAUUCUGCUCCCAAGUUAACGAAAAUUAUAUGAAUGAGAUUACUUUAUAUAAGCCACUAAUUAAUUCUUUGAAUAUUUUUGUCACAUUUUGUUUUGUUCAAUUGAUCCUAGUUAUCAAAUUUUAAGACUAAAUAUUUUUAAAAUAUGAUAUUAGAUUUUUUUAAAUUUUUUAUAAAUGGUUACAGUCUUAAAAUUUAAAUUUGGUAAAGGUUCAAUGGUUUAAAGGAAGCAAAAAAAGCUCAAAGAUGUAAAUAAAUUACUUCCUUAUUACUUAAUGUAAGUUAAUUUGGUCACCCCUUUUCCCUCUAAAGAGAAUUUACUCUUUUUCUGCAUGGAAUUCAUUCUCUCAGCUUCUUCAUACAGAAACUUCUCCAGUAUAUUCAUUUUAUGCACAGCGCCUUCUUGCAAUCUAGUAAAGCUUAUUUUCUUUCUUUUAUAUAAUAAUUUAAAAAUUGUGUCCUCAAUUUUUGAAAAUUUAUUAAUUUAAAAGUUUUAUUUGCAUAAAAGAAAUAUUUCAAAUAGCUUCUUAUCUAGAACAGAACCUAUUCUUAAUCUUAUAUUCCCCCCCCCCCCAAUAAGUAGCAAUUCACUUUCAAAAUCUCUCAUUUAGAUGGAAACUAGUUGUAUUUUCAACUUUUGGAGUAAUUGUAUGUGCGUGGUGCAACGUAAAAAUAUAUAUAAUUUUGUGGUGCUGUUUAAGAACAGUGAACUUGCAACAAUAUUGCAGAUAAUUAUUGAUUAAUCUGUGUAAAAACUAUGCUACCUUUACACUAGUCGAGGCUUGAUUACAUUGUUGCAAAAUAAUAAGGAAUAGUUUGCCAUAGUAGAAGAGUAAAAUUUCAUUAUUUUUAAUACUGUGAUGCAGUAGUUAGCUAGAGUAGGGUAGUGCUCCAAGAUGUAUUAAUAUAUAUAUAUACACAUAUUGUGUCAUCAUUUGUGGGUGUUUUCCUCAGGUUUGUGGAGUGUGAAAUAUUUGUUUGACUCCAACACUUCAGUUAGCAAAAAGUUUGGUCUUACAGCUCAAAAGCAAAAAUGAAUAAUGAACUUUAUCUUCUGAGAAAAUAUGAGACAAGUAUUUGAUUGUUUGGACGAAAAUGUUACUUGAAUAUUAUGUUAAGUUGUACCUUUUCAUAUUAGUAAAUUAACUAACUUGCAAAACUAAUUUACCUUUUACAAAAUUACUUAUUUUUUUUUAUUAUAAAAUAUUAAAUUCCACUUCACUUAGUUUAACCAAAGUUGGUUACUAGUUCGUUCGGUCUUAUAGCUUAAGAAAAGAAGUGUUUAAUUUUUAUAAAGUGUGUCUAGAAAUUUUUUAUGAUUAUAUGAACAAAAAUACUCAAAAUUGAAUAGCAUGAUUAUUAAGUUAUAAUUCAUUAUAUUAGUGAAUUAACUUAGUUACAAAAUUUAUUUACUUUACGAAGUUAGUUAUGCUAUAAUAUAAAAUGUAACUUUUAAUAACAUGCCUUUAAUUACUUUCGUACAUAAAAAAAUAGAAGUAUUUUCAGAAUCUAGAAUAAUAAGUAAGUAAUUUUUCGGAAAAGUUAAUUGUCAAACUUUUUAACUACUCACUCCACAACUCUGGUUUUUCCUUUCCCCUCUAUUUUCUAAAUUUAAUAUGACACUCUUAACUCUUGUACAUCUUGCAACACUAUCUUAUUUACUCUAGCUACAAGCUUUUUCUGUAUUUUAUUUUAUUGUAAUGUACAAAUUGAAGUCUUAUAUCUUUUUUAUAUACUACCAUGCAAUAUUUAAUAAGCGUUUAAAAUACAAGCUAACUUUUUUGUGUUAUAUUACAAAUUUUUACUAAUAAUGGCUUCCCUUUACAAACUUUUCUUUGAGGCAAUAUAUGGAAUUGUUUUUUGGAUGUUUUCUUUACAUCAAUUUAAGUAUUAAAAUUAGAGAUGGACAAAUAGUUAUCAUAAAAAAUAAUACAAGCAUCAGUAGUCAAUUUAAAAUUUUAGAUGUUAUUUAGCUAAUAAUUAAUUCCAUAUUCAAAAUAAUGUAUAUUUAUAUCAGAAUCGAAACUUCUAAUUUAUGAUUAUUUAUUUUAUAUAUUUUGCAUUUACAAUUAUGUGAUAUACAAAACUUAUUCUCAUAUUUGUCUUAAGUAAACUAUUGUUCAUAUCUUAAAAUUCAUUCUAAAUAUAAUUAUAAUUGACAGCCAUAUUCAGCUUAAUAUAAAUAUGUAUAAAUAAGCAUUAAUGUUUACUCCAUGGAUUGCAUUAGUCUGCUUAUAACAUAUAAUUUAUAACAGUGGUGAAAAUUAAUAUUUUUGCUAGUACCUAUUUGUUAUCAGUAGUAAUAUAUUUAUUCUAUAUAUAUUUACAUUGGUUUUGAUACUCUAAACAUUUAUAACCUCUUAUGAACAAUAACUGCACUAAAUCAGGUUUAAAAAAAACAAACAAACAAAAAAAAAAAACAACUGUGGCAUUAGAUAUGUGAAGUGCACAUUAGAGCACAUUAUGAUAAGUGCACAUUAGAGCUCUCUAUUUACUCAGAUUAUACCAAUUUUUUGUAGCAUUUUUAAUGAAAUACAUUUAUUUUAUAAAUUUUUUAUUAUAAGAAGAAAAACCGAGUUUUUUGCUUUAUUUUUUAUUUUAAUUUUGAUGAACUAUUAAGUUAAAGAUGAACUUAAUUUUCCAAUUAAAUUAUUAUCAAAAUCAUGUUUAUUAAGUGCAUUAUAUUAAUACGUUUGAGCAAGUCGAAGUAUCUUAAAACUUAUAGGGAUGGUCUGAAAAGUUGUCAACCACUCUCAUUAAGAAGUAUGUAAACUUAUAUAACUAGUGCCUGGAUUUUGAUGACGUUACAAAUGAGGGGAAAAAAUGCUCUUAAAAAUGGUAAAAAAAAAACUCUUGUUUUUGAAAAUUUUGUUCAGAGUUUCAAAUACUACAAUCAUCGAUGUUGUUUUUGCUCAGUGGCGAUUCGUCAGACAUAGCAUGACAAAAGUGUGUUUAUGAAGAAUUGAUACAUUUUAGAAUUAUUCUGUAUUUUAGAGUAAUAUUUACAAACUGUAAUGCAUUAAAUAAUAAAACUCAGUUAAAAUUGUAAGAAGAAACUAGUUCUUCUAAAAGUGUAUAAAAAUGCUUAAAAAAAAAGCCAGGUAAAAAGAGAAAACUUAUGUAAAGAACGCCUUAAAAAUGCCCUAAUAAAAUGCCUAUAUCGAAUAAACGAGUCGAAAAGGGCAAAUAUCAUCAAAAUCUGGGCCUUUAGAGCCAAAAGGUGAGCAAUUUAGAUUUUUUUCAGCGUGGUCUACGAUUUUCGUUUUUAUUUUUUAUAAAUUGCAUAUUCAGAUUCACUCUGAAAAUUUUUAUAUGUAAUACUUUCUUUUACCUGUCAAGCAAUAUUUAAGUACCCAAUGUAGCUGCAUUAUAUAUAAUAAAAACACUUCACCUUUCGACAAACUCAUAUAUUCUAGAAUUUCCACUACUUUCAAGUGUAGAACUUUGUUAAAUAUCCCACUAUAACUGCCAUAUAAUAUAAAAUGAAAUAUCAUUAAACUCAUAUAUCCUAGCGUUUCGUAUACUGCUAUUAUAUGCUUCUUAGUCUUAGAGUGUUAAAUGUUGUAAAAAUGUAAAAUUUUGCCUUAGGAACUGAGUGUGUAUCGAUAAACUAAUGCAGAUGCUGUUUCUAUUUGUCCACCUCUAAUUAAAAAUGGUUUAUGUUUAUAUAAAAUCAAAGGCUACACAUUUUCAUGCACUGUCCA